CGCUAGGCACACGCGAGACCGAAAUCGUGGUUUCUGGGUGUCGGGUGAUCCUGGGGUUGGGCAGGAUUCCGGAGAACGGUCGACCAAGUCGUGGACUUGACGCACGGGCACUGGACAUAUGCCAGCGGAAGACUUGAGCUCUGAGCGCAAAAUCGGGGCGAGGGGGGGCAGGGGAUGUUCUCGAGCUUGGUCCCCAGGAUCUGAUCGAAGACCCCUGACAAAGCAGGUUUUUGAUUGACGUCCCUCCCCCAACACCUUUGGGUCUCGGACCAGGGCCCUCAAGACCCCUCAGGUGCUUAGGAAAAGGUCCGGUGUGACAUGGCUGAGGCCCGCCAAGCUGUGAACUUCCUGCCCUCACUGACUUCGGACAGGGGUGAAGUGGAGUUCAGUGGCCCUGUGUUGCAGGAGAUCUACCUCUCUGGCCUGCGCUCUUGGAAAAGGCAUUUCUUGAGAUUCUGGAAUGACUUUCUCAUUGGUGUGUUCCCUGCUACCCCCCUCAGCUGGCUCUUCCUCUUCAGUGCCAUCCAGCUUGCCUGGUUCCUCCAGCUGGAUCCUUCUCUAGGAUUGAUGGAGAAGAUUAAAGAAUUGCUGCCAGACUGGUGUGGACAGCACCACAGGCUCCGGGGUGUCCUGGCGGCUGCGCUGUUUGCCUCGUGCCUGUGGGGAGCCCUGAUCUUCACACUUCACGUGGCCCUGAGGCUGCUUCUGUCCUACCACGGCUGGCUUUUUGAAUCCCACGAAGCCAUGUCCUCACCCACCAAGACCUGGCUGGCCCUGGUUCGCAUCUUCUCUGGCCGCCACCCGGUGCUCUUCAGUUAUCAGCGUUCGCUGCCGCGCCAGCCGGUGCCCUCGGUGCAGGACACUGUGCGCAAGUACCUGGAGUCUGUCCGACCCGUCCUCUCCGACGAGGACUUCGACUGGACGGCGGUGCUGGCCCAGGAGUUCCUGAAGCUGCAGGCGUCGCUGCUGCAGUGGUACCUGUGGCUCAAGUCCUGGUGGGCGUCCAAUUACGUCAGUGAUUGGUGGGAAGAAUUUGUGUACCUGCGCUCCCGAAACUCACUGAUGGUGAACAGCAACUAUUACAUGAUGGACUUCCUGUAUGUCACACCCACGCCGCUGCAGGCAGCUCGCGCAGGGAAUGCAGUUCAUGCCCUCCUCCUGUACCGACACCGGCUGAACCGCCAGGAGAUUCCCCCGAAUUUGCUGAUGGGAAUGCGCCCCUUGUGCUCUGCCCAGUAUGAGAAGAUAUUCAACACCACACGGGUGCCAGGGGUCCAAAAAGACUACAUCCGCCACCUCCAGGACAGCCGACACGUGGCGGUCUUCCACCGGGGUCGAUUCUUCCGCGUGGACACCCAUUCCCAAAAUGACCUGCUGUCCCCGAGGGCCCUAGAGCAGCAGUUUCAGCGAAUCCUAGAUGACCCCUCACCUGCCUGUCCCCACGAGGAGCACCUGGCGGCCCUGACUGCCGCUCCCAGGGGUAUGUGGGCCCAGGUUCGGAAGUCCUUGAAGACGCGGGCCGCCCACGCCCUGGAGGCGGUGGAGGGGGCCGCUUUCUUCGUGUCUCUGGAUGCCGAACCAGCUGGGCUCACCAGGGAGGACCCUGCAGCGUCUCUGGAUGCCUAUGCCCAUGCCCUGUUGGCUGGCAGAGGCCACGACCGCUGGUUUGACAAAUCCUUCACCCUGAUUGUCUUCUCCAAUGGGAAGCUGGGCCUAAGCCUGGAGCACUCGUGGGCUGACUGCCCCAUCACAGGACACAUGUGGGAGUUCACUCUGGCCACAGAAUGCUUUCAGCUGGGCUACUCAGCAGAUGGCCACUGCAAGGGGCAUCCUGACCCCACGCUGCCCCAGCCCCAGCGGCUGCAAUGGGACCUUCCAGAACAGCAGAUUCAUCCGUCCAUCUCCCUCGCCCUGAGAGGAGCCAGGACGUUGUCUAGCAACAUCGACUGCCAUGUCUUCCCCUUCUCCCACUUUGGCAAGAGCUUCAUCAAACGCUGCCACCUCUCUUCAGACAGCUUCAUCCAGAUGGCCCUGCAGCUGGCCCACUUCCGGGACAGGGGUCAAUUCUGCCUGACUUACGAGUCAGCCAUGACACGCUUGUACCUGGAAGGCCGGACAGAGACAGUACGGUCUUGCACGAGGGAGGCCUGCAACUUUGUGAGAGCCAUGGAGGACAAGGAGAAGACAGACCCGCAGUGCCUCGCCCUGUUCCGCGUGGCGGUGGAGAAGCACCAGGCUCUGCUGAAGGCAGCGAUGUGCGGGCAGGGAGUCGACCGCCACCUCUUUGCGCUCUACAUCGUGUCCCGAUUCCUCCACAUGCAGUCACCCUUCCUGGCCCAGGUUCACUCGGAGCAGUGGCAACUGUCCACCAGCCAGAUCCCUGUGCAGCAGAUGCACCUGUUUGACGUCCACAACUACCCCGAUUACGUUUCCUCGGGUGGCGGAUUUGGCCCUGCGGACGACCAUGGGUACGGUGUUUCUUACAUCUUCAUGGGGGAUGACAUGAUCACCUUCCACAUAUCUAGCAAAAAAUCAAGCACAAAAACGGUGAGACCGACUGGAACACGUCCUCCACCCUCCUCCCUCAGACCCAGGGUUCCAGGCCCCAGCCCCGCUUUCGGAGCCAGGAGUCUGACCCCUCUUGUUGCCCAGCCCCACGGCCCGCUCCCAGCUUCCCCUCUGUGUGUUUCCUCCAGGACUCCCACCGGCUGGGGCAGCACAUCGAGGAUGCUCUGUUGGACGUGGCCUCCUUGUUCCAGGCGGGGCAGCGUCUUAAGCGCCGGUUCAGAGGGUUAGGGGAGGAGGACUCGGGACACAGACAUGGAUUUAUCUCCAUGUCUGUAGACUCCAAGGAAACCACGACAUCCACGACUCAUAACCCCUUCCAGUAGGGAGCUGGUCUCCCUCCAGCUGGGCUGGCGCAGGACAGGGUGGCUUGUUUGGUAGCCCUACAUCUGGCCAAUAAAGAUAUGUGAGCUGGGUGUGUGGUUUCCACUGCGCCCUUGGGCAGGGUAGGGCAGGGGUGGCGGAAGUGAGGAUCAGGAUGCCAGAGGAGAAGAGUUUCCAUCCAUCCCAGACCCACCAUGGAUUCUCAGUUAUAACUACAACCUCAACCACAGCCCCAGCACCAGCCCAGCUCGCUCUGGUCCUGCCUCUAAGUCAUGGUGAGCCCAGCCCUUCAUGACCAGCUCCAAUCAUACACCCCAAAGGUUCCCUUGAGCUCAGUUCCUGCUGCCCCACCAGCCACCCAUCUCAAACCCCUCUACAAACCUAAACUGUGGACACACUAGGUAAACGCUCCACCUCUGAGCUACAUCCCCAGCCCCUUCCUUCAAGAGUCUUACUCAACCCAACCCCAGUCAUUUCAACCUCUGUCUUCAUGAUGGAUUCUGCCCCGACUAGGGAGUGUACCAGCCAGUGUCCACCCUCCUAACCACUGCCAUGACUCCAGCAAUCAAUGACUCCAUGAUCCCAUACUCCGGUGCCACCGACUCAGCUGCAAAUAGAACCAAACAACCAAUACAAAAAACCUUGCCCCAAACUCCGCCAUCCCCCCCAAACCUCCCUCCCAUCUCCCCCAUAACCUAAAGUUUUGUGUCUUUAAGCACCCUGUUCCCUGAUCACACCUCUAUUAUACCUCCAACCUGCUGCCACUACAAUUCCACUAGCCUAACCACAGUUGAUUCAGCACCAAGCCCAACCAUCCAACCCAUGAUUCCAAUACCCAGGACUGCAGCCACCACUGCUUCCACCAGGCUCAAGGACACUGACACGACCUAACUGAGCGAGCCAGGCUCCACAGUCGGCCCUCCAACUCUGUGGUGGUCUCAAACACUGUCCACAGGAUUUUCACAUCCCUCCCUCUAAAAGGCGGGGAUUAUCUCCCUCCCCUGAGUGUGCGCCUGACUUAAUGACCUUCUAGAUAAAGGAAUAUGGUAGAAGCGACUAGAUCAUAAGAAACUCUUCGGCUUCCUUUGUGCCCUGUUUCUGAAUCUCUUGCUCUGGGGGACAACAACUUUUGUGUCAUGAGGACACUCAAGCAGCUUACCUGAGAGGCCCCUUUGUCGAGGCCUCCCGUCAACAACCUGUGAGGAAACAGUGAGCACGCCAUCUUGGAAGCAGAUCCAGCCUGUCAUCAGCUCUCAUGGCUGCAGCCUGGCUGACGU
This is a messenger RNA of Sciurus carolinensis (gray squirrel), 4166 nucleotides long. RefSeq names its product carnitine palmitoyltransferase 1C (gene Cpt1c). Gene Ontology annotation, biological process: fatty acid metabolic process; carnitine metabolic process. The coding region runs from base 319 to 2796 and encodes 825 amino acids. Lineage: Eukaryota; Metazoa; Chordata; Mammalia; Rodentia; Sciuridae. The transcript has 19 exons. Gene Ontology annotation, cellular component: mitochondrion. The record is from RefSeq and is a predicted model, not a curated record. Gene Ontology annotation, molecular function: carnitine O-palmitoyltransferase activity.